AACCCAAUCUCGAUUUCCGACCGGCGAUUCUCUCUCUCUCUAUUUGAUUUCCGAUCGGGAAAAACUCGGUUUCUGAUUGGAACUCGUUCUGCCGAUCGUGGGGUCGUCUCUCUCGUGGGAGUCCUUUGAAUUCUACUGAUUUCGUUGUUGUGGCGUCUUGAAUGGUUGAAACAAUUCCGAGAAGCAACGAUUUUAUGCUCUCUCUUUGCGCCACCGCAAGGGCGAGCUUUCUCCACCGCCUCUCCGCCACCUCUGCCUUCGCGUUCGGAUCCUGCAAGGAAGGCUGGUACUUCCGCUGCAUCGGCCUCGACCCUUGAACCCGAUCGAAACCCUAGUCCCCUUUUUUGUUCCUUCGUUCGUCACAUCUCGAUCCAAAACCCUGUUUAUUUCAAGAGUCUUAGAUAUUUCCUUGCGCUUCCUGGUCGAUCCGUUUGCUCGCUCGAUUCAUCCGUUGAGGAUCGAUGAUGUUGCUGUACAACAAGCAGAAGAGAAACCAGAACUCUAAGGGGAACAGGUUCCUGGUGAGCAUCAACGUUCUGGGAAGUGCUGGACCAAUCCGAUUUGUUGUCAAGGAAGAUGAAACUGUGGCCAAUGUUAUGGUUUACGCUCUGAAAAGCUAUACCCGCGAAAGGAGGCUUCCCGUUCUCGGAUCAGAUAUCCACGAUUUCGUACUCUAUUCUCCUUACUCCGCCGCUGAAGCAUUGAAACCAUGGGAGAUGAUCGGGGUGACGGGGUCGAGGAACUUCAUCCUGUGCAAGAAGCCCGAGACUGGAGAGGUCGGGGAGUCGAAAAGCAGCACACCACUGGUCACGAACAGGAAGACGUCCGGGAGCUGGAAGGCAUGGCUGAACAAGUCUCUUGCUCUUAUGAUCCCUUCCCAUUGACAAUCUCCCUGUCAUGAUGAUUGGUUGGUGUGUUUUUUUUUUAACAUCUUAUGGUCAGUCGCUAUGUUUCGAAAUAAAGAAAACACUGAUGGAGUCUGAAGUUAGACUGAGAACAAGCAAAUCUUGUGUUAUGUUUUUUUUUUUUAUGUUAAGCGUUGGUCACUGCUUUUAAAAAAAACGAAUAUUCCGUGAUUUCG
Messenger RNA from Tarenaya hassleriana, 1081 nucleotides. RefSeq lists its product as uncharacterized. NCBI's taxonomy places the organism in Eukaryota, Viridiplantae, Streptophyta, Magnoliopsida, Brassicales, Cleomaceae. The transcript is spliced from 2 exons. The record is from RefSeq and is a predicted model, not a curated record. Bases 462 to 884 code for a protein of 140 amino acids.